AUGCCCGAAUUAGAAACUGACUCUUUUAUUACUCCUGCUACAGCACCACCAAACAUUUCAAGUACUUCUUCAAAUUGUUCACAAAAAAGUUCUAUUAAACGGAAGAAAAAACAAUCAAACAAUGAUUUUGAAAGUGAGUUGUUGAAACUCGAGGAACAGAAACUAACUGCAUUACUUCAAUCGAAUUUAACUCCAGUUAUAACUGAUGACGAAGACAUGUUAUUUUUAAAGUCACUUCAUCCAUAUUUUUCUUCUAUGAACCCAUUACAAAAACUGCGCAUAAGAAACCAAAUUCAGACUGUAUUUAUAAAUGAAUUAUCAACCCCACCACAACAGCCACCAUCAUUUAAUGAAGAAAUAUCAUAUCCCUCUUCUACCCCAUACCUUCAUCAGUAUUCUUCUCAACAAAUGCAUUAUCAAAAUACACGUGCAGGAUUGUCAUCAAACAUGCAUAUCCAACAGAUAAUCAACCCAACUAAUAAUAUACAAGACGGAACAUUCGAAAAUACACCUGCUCCAAAUUUUAAUUUUUAA
Macrosiphum euphorbiae (potato aphid) is the source of this 534-nucleotide messenger RNA. NCBI's taxonomy places the organism in Eukaryota, Metazoa, Arthropoda, Insecta, Hemiptera, Aphididae. The record is from the annotation of a GenBank genome assembly.